GGGGUUUGCGUGAUCGACGCACGUGGCAGACGAGCCGCCGGAGGGAGUCCAUCAUGAACAGUGAUAUGGCGCCUGGAGGCGUUGAUCCUGCUGCUGCUCCUCCGUUUCCCUUUGUUCUUGCUGCAGAUCAUCGCAGAUGCAAUGUCCUUAUCACGAACGCCGCCUGCAGCCUCCCCCGCUUGGCGAACAUACCGCCCUCCCCGUCCCCCUCCGUACUCCCGCCCGUGCUCGCACGUAAUCCCUGUAUUUCAGAGCCCGACAUAACCAAAAGAGACGAGUCGGCUCGCGUGGAGCCAAGCUCGAACUUGUCUUCCGGCCCGAUGGCCAAUUCGCCCGCCUCUGCUUCUUUUCUUCUUCUUACAGGGACGGAAGAAGCGCACCAUUGCGGAUGCGGGCUCGCACGCUUGCGCAUUCGAAAAUCGCGAUACGAUAACUCAUGUUCCUUCAGCAGGAAAAUUUCUGGCUGUUUGGGGUCUCGAGCGCGAGACGAAUGCACAGCUGCGACUGGACAUCGCAACAACCACCCUCCCCUCGUCGCCAGACCAAUUGAAUUCUGUGGGGCACACAGGUACCAUGGGAUCCGGAUGCGUCUGUCUUGCCGCAAGUGCGCGCUUCCCCAUACCGCAUGUGAAUAGCUCAAGCCCAGGCAACGGCCUGUGGGAGCUCCCCCGGCAAUAAACCCCGUCUUUUUGGAGACGAAUUGGCAACUUGUCGCAAUCCGCCGUGCGGCUAGCGAGCCUCGACACGUCGUGGCAGCCUGGUGGAUAUCCCUGGACGACGACGCGUCCCAGGAAGCCCUCCAGCGUGUCCCCGAUCGCGUUCAGGCUGGCGCUGGACCCUCGCGCUCGCUGGCCUUGUGCCGAUAUUGUACUGGGCUCGCGUCAUGCGCGUCAUUAAGCAUCGUGGGAACCGUUGCUGGCUCGCGCUCUCUUGAAUAAC
This is a messenger RNA of Schizophyllum commune H4-8, 939 nucleotides long. RefSeq lists its product as uncharacterized. The transcript is spliced from 2 exons. Bases 54 to 635 code for a protein of 193 amino acids. Lineage: Eukaryota; Fungi; Basidiomycota; Agaricomycetes; Agaricales; Schizophyllaceae. The record is from RefSeq and is a predicted model, not a curated record.